CAGCAGCAUCUCGAUCAAAUAUCUAUCUUUCUUUCUUUUUACAGAAAUCCAAGAUCUUCAAUCUCACUCACUAUUCAUACGACUGAAGAUUUCUGAUGGAUUUAUCAGUUCAAAGCUUAAUCAAGGAGAAAAAAUAUCCCUUCAUAUUCUCUAUAUUCGUACUAAUUCUCUUCGUCACCUUCUUCCUUCUCAUCGACGAUCAGUCUCCUGAUUUUUCUGCUUCCGAUCUCGUCCAAUCCAGGUAUGAAACGACAUCUCCGUCUUCUUCUCCGACCAAACCUUCCUUGCAGACUUCCGCGCCGACUCUUGAUGACGAUUUCCUAACCAACGAUACAACUUUUGCCGGCGAUUUGCAACUCAACUGGAAAUUGUGUGAUGUACCUGACGCGGUCGAUUACAUUCCCUGCCUCGACAAUAGCAAGGCGAUCAAGAUGCUCAAAUCGAGGAGGCAUAUGGAGCAUAGAGAGCGGCAUUGCCCUGAGACGAACCCUAAGUGUUUGUUUCCUCUUCCGAAAGAUUACAAGAUUCGAGUUGCCUGGCCGCACAGCAGGGAUAAGGUCUGGUUUGACAAUGUUCCCCAUCCAAAACUCGUGGAAUACAAGAAGGAUCAGAAUUGGGUGGAAAAGUCGGGUGAUUAUCUUGUUUUCCCUGGUGGUGGUACCCAAUUUAAGGAUGGAGUCACUCACUACAUUGAGUUUGUACAAAAGACUUUACCUGAAGUUGAAUGGGGAAAGCAUGUAAGGGUAAUAUUAGAUGUUGGCUGUGGGGUUGCUAGUUUUGGUGGCUUCUUACUUGACAAGGAUGUCCUCACCAUGUCAUUUGCACCAAAAGAUGAACAUGAAGCUCAAAUACAGUUUGCUCUUGAGCGGGGCAUUCCUGCUACUCUUUCAGUCAUUGGAACACAAAGGUUGACAUUCCCUGAUAAUGCAUUUGACUUGAUCCACUGUGCACGAUGCCGAGUUCACUGGGAUGCAGAUGGUGGAAAGCCACUAAUUGAACUCAACAGAAUUCUUAGACCUGGAGGGUUCUUUGUUUGGUCUGCUACACCAGUUUAUCGUGACAAUGAACGGGAUCAGAAAGUGUGGAAAGCAAUGGUGGUUCUAACAGAAGGUAUGUGCUGGAAGGUAGUGGCCAAGAAUGUUGAUUCAUCUGGGAUUGGCCUUGUCAUAUAUCAGAAGCCAGUUACAUCCUCUUGUUAUGAGAACCGUAAAGAAGAGGAUCCACCGAUUUGUGAUCCAAAUAAAAGGGAGAAGACCUCAUGGUAUGCUCCUCUUGACAGUUGUCUGACCCCACUUCCUACAGAUGCUGAACCAAGAUCAGAUUGGCCCAGCCCUUGGCCAGAACGUCUCAACAGUAAACCCCAUAGCCUACCAGCUGAAUCAAAUACAUUUGAUGAUGAUAGCAAGCAAUGGUCUGGGAUAGUUUAUGAUAUUUAUCUCGAUAACCUUGGUAUAAAAUGGUCAAGCGUGAGGAAUGUGAUUGACAUGAAGGCUGGUUAUGGAGGAUUUGCUGCAGCUCUAAUUAAACAACCAUUAUGGGUAAUGAAUGUAGUUCCUGUAGAUGGAGAAGAUACUUUAUCAGUUAUAUUUGAUAGAGGAUUAAUUGGAAUCUAUCACGAUUGGUGCGAGUCUCUUAGUACUUAUCCUAGGACUUACGAUCUUCUUCACUCAAGUUUCCUCUUCAAAAAUCUAACCCAAAGGUGCGAUGUAAUAGGAGUUGCUGCUGAAAUGGAUCGGAUUCUGAGACCUGGUGGCAUUGUGUUGAUCCGCGAUGAGAUUGAAAUAAUAAACAAGCUCACCCCUAUCUUCCAUUCACUUCACUGGUCGACGAAACUGUAUCAUCAGAAGUUCCUGGUAUGUAAGAAAGGUCUCUGGCGUCCAGAAGGUAAAACCGAAUAAGUAUAAUAAUAGGUAAUGAUAGAUGUUUCUCUUUUCUUUUUAACUUCAACAUUAUGGUGUUAGAUAAAUUUCAAGUAUUUCUUGAUUAGUAAUACAGAGAGAUGGAUGGAUAUACAAUCAAAGUAAGUGAUUUCUUAAGUUAAUAUGGCAAUUGACAAGAGAAUGCUGAAUUGUCUUUCACCA
Messenger RNA from Impatiens glandulifera, 2081 nucleotides. RefSeq names its product probable methyltransferase PMT23. NCBI's taxonomy places the organism in Eukaryota, Viridiplantae, Streptophyta, Magnoliopsida, Ericales, Balsaminaceae. The record is from RefSeq and is a predicted model, not a curated record. Gene Ontology annotation, molecular function: methyltransferase activity. The transcript has 8 exons. The coding region runs from base 96 to 1898 and encodes 600 amino acids. Gene Ontology annotation, cellular component: endosome; cytoplasm; trans-Golgi network.